AGGUCGGUCCUGUUAGUAUUACCUCCGCGCCGGAAUUCUCCUCCGGUAACAGCUGCAAAGCUGCAGCCUUUUGACAAAGCUCUGGUCUAAGUAAAGUCAAGAAGUUGCUGGUUGUGUAUGAGUAGGAGUGGUGGCCUGUUAGGGUUUCGGUUUUGUGUAGGGGACUUGCAGAUCUGCUGAGUUUUGUGCAGUAUUGCAGGGCUUAGGUUUUGUUUGCUGUUGCUGUUUUUUUUUGCGGUGUUGAGAGGUGGCUGUGGAUGGUAGCCUGCGGCGGACAAAGAAGAGUAGAGAGGUGUUGUUUGUAGAUGAUGAACGGAGCUCAAGAGAGCGAUCGCAGAGGGAGGCGGCGUUUUGGUAAAUUCUUCACAUGGAAUGGCAGAUCUUGCUAGCUACGGGAAUGCCCAUCGUGACAUCGACCAGGCAUUAAUUGCCUUGAAGAAAGGUGCUCGGCUUCUGAAAUAUGGUCGCAAGGGAAAGCCUAAGUUUUAUCCAUUUAGACUUUCUAAUGAUGAGACAUCAUUAAUCUGGAUAUCAAGUAGUGGUGAAAGGAGUUUGAAGUUAUCCUCAGUCUCAAAAAUUAUUCCUGGACAAAGAACUGCUGUUUUCCAGCGGUUUCUCCAUCCCGAGAAGGAUUAUUUAUCAUUUUCUCUUAUAUACAACAACGGAAGGCGGACACUUGAUCUGAUUUGCAAGGACAAAGUUGAGGCUGAGGUGUGGAUUGCAGGCCUCAAAGCAUUAAUAUCUUCUGGACAGGGUGGGCGUUCAAAAAUUGAUGGCUGGAGUGAUGGAGGCCUCUAUCUUGAUGACAGCAGAGACCUGACAUCCAAUAGUGCAAGUGAUAGCUCUGUUAGUGCCUCUCGAGACAUUAGUUCCCCUGAGGUUCCUGUCUCUUUAAAACCAAAUACUUCUCCAAAGAGUUUGAGGUCUGAGACUCCUGUACAUUCUGGAAGGUCACAUGUAGCAUCAGACAGCACAAAUAUGCAAGUAAAAGGAUCAGGUUCAGAUGUUUUUCGAGUUAGUGUCUCUAGUGCCCCUAGCACUUCCAGCCAUGGUUCUGCACCAGAUGAUUGUGAUGCUCUAGGGGAUGUGUACGUAUGGGGUGAGGUUAUAUGUGACAAUCUAUUGAAGAUUGGGGCUGAUAAGAAUGCUAGUUAUUUGAGCACGAGAGCAGAUGUGCUUCUUCCUAAGCCUCUGGAGUCCAAUGUAGUUCUAGAUGUACACCAUAUAGCCUGUGGAGUCAAGCAUGCUGCCUUAGUAACAAGGCAAGGUGAAGUGUUUACAUGGGGUGAAGAAGACGGAGGACGGCUUGGCCAUGGUGUUGGAAAGGAUGUUAUUCAACCUUGUUUUCUUGAAUCAUUGGCAGCUACUAGUGUUGAUUUUGUUGCCUGUGGAGAGUUUCAUACUUGUGCCGUGACAAUGGCUGGAGAACUUUAUACUUGGGGUGAUGGAACACACAAUGCUGGGCUUCUUGGUCAUGGUACAGAUGUCAGCCACUGGAUACCCAAGAGAAUCUCAGGUCCUCUUGAGGGCCUUCAGGUUGCUUCAGUAACUUGUGGUCCUUGGCACACAGCCCUGAUAACAUCAACUGGGCAGCUCUUUACCUUUGGUGACGGUACAUUUGGUGUCUUAGGCCAUGGUGACAGAGAAAAUGUUCCAUAUCCUAGAGAAGUAGAUUCUCUGUCAGGAUUGAGGACAAGUGCUGUAGCUUGUGGCGUGUGGCAUACUGCUGCUGUUGUGGAGGUUAUUGUCACAGUGUCUAGUGCUAGUGUUUCAUCUGGGAAGUUGUUUACUUGGGGGGAUGGAGACAAGAAUCGACUUGGACAUGGAAACAAGGAGCCUCGGCUUAAACCCACCUGUGUGCCAGCACUAAUUGAUUACAAUUUUCACAAAGUUGCUUGUGGGCAUAGUCUAACAGUUGGUUUAACUACUUCAGGACAAGUGUUUACAAUGGGAAGUACUGUGUAUGGUCAACUUGGGAAUCCCUAUGCUGAUGGAAAACUACCACAUUUGGUAGAAGACGAUCUUUCUGGGGAAUGUGUUGAAGAAAUCGCCUGUGGUGCAUAUCAUGUAGCUGUUUUAACAUCUAGGAACGAAGUAUAUACGUGGGGAAAGGGUGCUAAUGGGAGAUUGGGCCAUGGAGAUGUAGAAGAUCGAAAAACCCCAACUUUGGUGGAAGCUUUGAAGGAUAGACAUGUGAAAUAUAUUGCUUGUGGUUCAAACUAUAGUGCAGCUAUUUGUCUUCAUAAAUGGGUAUCUGGUGCUGAGCAGUCUCAAUGCUCAUCUUGUAGACAGGCUUUUGGGUUUACCAGAAAAAGGCAUAACUGCUAUAACUGUGGCCUUGUGCACUGUCAUUCCUGUAGUUCAAGAAAAGCAUUAAGAGCAGCUUUGGCUCCUAAUCCUGGCAAACCAUAUCGUGUUUGUGAUUCCUGUUUUACCAAAUUGAACAAGGUUUCUGAAGCAGGUAACAGGAGGAGUUCUGGACCUCGCCUCUCAGGUGAGAAUAAAGACAGGCUGGAUAAAUCUGAGAUAAAAUUGGCCAAGUCAGCAUUGCCUUCUAAUAUGGACUUAAUCAAGCAGUUGGAUAACAAAGCAGCCAAACAAGGGAAAAAAACUGAGACAUUUUCCCUCGUUCGCUCUACUCAAGCACCUUCUUUGUUACAGUUGAAAGAUGUUGUUUUGUCUACUGCUGUUGAUUUGCGGAGGACAGUUCCUAGACCAGUUCUUGCACCAUCUGGAGUAAGUUCCAGGUCUGUUUCUCCUUUUUCCAGGAGACCUAGCCCUCCGCGCUCUGCCACACCUAUUCCUACAACAUCAGGACUUUCUUUCUCCAAGAGUAUAACAGACAGUUUGAAGAAGACAAAUGAACUUCUGAAUCAAGAGGUGCUUAAGUUGCGUGCACAGGUUGAGAGCCUGAGACAGAGAUGUGAACUCCAAGAAUUUGAGCUUCAACAAUCAAAAAAGAAAACUCAGGAAGCUAUGACAUUGGCUGCAGAGGAGUCUGCUAAAUCUAAAGCAGCAAAGGAGGUUAUAAAGUCGCUUACAGCACAACUCAAGGAAACGGCCGAGAGACUCCCACCUGGAGUUUAUGACACUGAGAACAUUAGACAUGCAUUCCUACCCAAUGGCCAGGAGCCAAACGGCAUUCACUAUUCAGAUGCAAAUGGACGGUGGUAUUCGGGAGCAGAUUCAAUUGCUAGCUCUUUCCUUGCUUCCCCUGCUAGUGUUGACUCUGUGACAACUAAUGGAGUUCAGGUUUCUACUCAAUUGCUUAGGGAACCACCUGGAGGGAAUGGGAGUGAUGGCCAUCCAGGUGCCAGGCUGACAAAUGGUAGUCUAGGGUUUCGGACAAGUAACGGUAGUGUUUCAGAGGUUGCUGAUGAGAAGGAAUAUGGGCGUCCCCAAGAUGGCGAGAAUGGUAUGAAAUAUAGAAAUCCUACAUUGGUUGCUAAUGGUAAUCAAGUUGAGACUGAGUGGAUUGAACAGGAUGAGCCCGGUGUAUAUAUAACACUUGUGGCACUUCGGGAUGGAACCAGGGAUCUCAAACGAGUGAGGUUCAGCCGGAGAAGAUUUGGAGAACACCAAGCUGAAACCUGGUGGUCAGAAAAUCGGGAAAAGGUGUAUGAGAGAUACAAUGUUCGUGGGUCUGACAAAUCGUCGGUCUCCGGACAGGCUGCCCGAAGAUCGGAGGGAGCCCUUUCACCAACUUCUCAAACGUAGCAACAAAGGGUGGGAGGGCAAUUCAGUAGCAAUCCAUUUUGUACCAAAGGAGCACAAACCCAAGUAGAAACCUGCCCUUUUUUUUUUCCCCUUUUUCUCCCAUUUUUUUUUAACUCCCUACCCUCUCUUUUCCUUCUUUUUCUCUUUUAAUUUAUUUUCUUUGAUUAAAUUUCAGGGUAUUAGCCCCCUACAUAUAAUAUCUAUUGUACUGUAGUGUAUAUAAAAUCAAUUGUUAAAUGGUCCGGCAGUAAAGUUUUUGUUUUGUG
Messenger RNA from Rubroshorea leprosula, 3983 nucleotides. NCBI's taxonomy places the organism in Eukaryota, Viridiplantae, Streptophyta, Magnoliopsida, Malvales, Dipterocarpaceae. The record is from the annotation of a GenBank genome assembly.